Molecule: messenger RNA, 927 nt
Organism: Penicillium concentricum
Lineage: Eukaryota; Fungi; Ascomycota; Eurotiomycetes; Eurotiales; Aspergillaceae
Exons: 2
Coding region: 1-927 (308 amino acids)
Molecular function (GO): FMN binding
Source: RefSeq, a predicted model, not a curated record
AUGGUUCCAGCUUCCGCUGCUGUCGGCCAUCAAAGCUCUCUGCAGGUGGCCCUCCGGCGCCUCAGUGCAAUUAAAAUAGACAGUGGAAGAUCUCCCAGCUCUUUGAGUCUCUCAACAAAGGCUGGCACUAUGAGCACACCGUCAAAGAACCCACAGCGUGCCCCAUGGCGCGAUCUCCUUGACUCUCAACUCAAACAGACCCCUGGGUAUGAAUUCACAAUUGCAACUAUUGGCUACGAUGCUCAACAACGUCCUGUACCUCGCCUGCGGACUUGCGGCUGUCGUGGUUUCUUCCCAGAACUUGAGCUCCAUUCUAAGGGCCAGGAAGCUAUGGAUGAGCAGGUGGAAGGUGGUGGUAAUCCACCCGUAUUCGAAAGUGACAUGCUGUCAUUUACCACAGAUGCUCGAAUGGAGAAACUUCCUCAACUAGAGUCCUCGGGUCAUGCGAUUGAAGCUGUGUUCUGGUUGAAGGGUCUCAUGACUCAGUGGCGCAUCAAGGGAACGGCAUAUGCAAUUGGCGACCCAAGUGGAGAAGAUGCACAGGAAGAGAAGACAUCCCGAACCGAGAUCAGAAAGGCACUGAGGGUGAAAGGGGAUACUGAUAGCGAUAUUGCGAAGUGGACAUGGCAAAAGGCUGUCACUAAGUACUUUGCGAACCACUCCCCUGUCGCAAGAGGUUCAUUCCGAAACCCUCCCCCUGGACAACCUAGAUCCUCAACUCCCAGUCAAUUGGAUCUCAAGCUGGGUCAAAAGGUUUUGGACCUCCAUGAUCCUGUUGCAAGGGCAAAUUUCCGAGUUGUUGUCAUUCGGCCCGAGCAGGUUGAGCGUUUAGAUCUUACUGAUCAAGAGGACGGCAAACGAUGGAACUGGACAUUGAGUAACGGAAAUGAUGGUUCUCAGUGGGAUGAAAUGGAGGUGUGGCCGUGA